CAACGGCAGGGAUCCUCGGCUGGGAGAGAAGUCAUCAGUCAUCUUUAAUGCAGGAAACACACUCCAGACUGUCUAUGGUGCAAUUCUGCGAGCGAAGGAGGAGAAGCAGCAUCAGGGUUCCUGCUGCUCUGUGAGUGAACGCGACUGCAUCGUCUUUCGAGAAUCCACAGGUUCCUGUUCUUCAUCAUCUUCAUCAUUUCGCCCCUCGUGUUUCUGUGAGUUUGUGUGUGUGUGCGCGCAUGGACCCGGACUGAAUGACAGCACCUGUGGGCGAAGGAGCUGUUGCAUCACACCUCACCACGGACUUGUUUAUUUCACCGACUGGAGGGAACAAUGGAGUUUAGUUGUUUCUCGGUGGAUGAUGAAAUGCGAGCCGGGUGCUUGGCGGAGGACUGAAAUUCACUGUUGCGUUAUUUUUUUUAGACGUUCUACUUUGACAUCCCAGUUUUUUUGUUGUUUGGAUUUUUUCCACCCGCGCGCAUCUGCCGAGGAGAGGCGCUGUCCGUGGUUCUGAAAUCAAAUCCUGAAAACUUCCACCAAAAGAACAAGAGAGCCCCAGAAAGGACCUGUGUGCACCAGCAGCUUAAUAUGGUAACUCAACCCAGAGUUCAGCUGAUCACUUCGGUACUUUUGCUUUUAGUUGUCCACCUAGGCCAGCCAGUAUGUGUGGAUGUCCCCUCGGAGACAGAAGCUGUCCUGGGGAAAUCCAUGCUGUUGACUUGCAUCUUCUGUAUGAAGAGGGAGGAGGUCAAAUCAAAGACACAUGUGGAUUGGUACUUCAUGCCAACGAACGAAAGAGACCUCCCGAAAACUCAUAUAUACAAAUAUGAUAAACACAUGCUAUUAGCACGGGACGGACCAUUUAAAGACCGUCUUACCUGGAAUGGGAGCGUCGACUUUCAAGAGGUCUCCAUUCAAAUCCAUAAUGUCACCUUCAAUGACAGUGGGCUCUAUGAGUGCCACGUGAUGCGUGAGUUCAAGGACUUCACCCCCCCGUCGAACUUCAUGAAGAACAUCACGCUGAAGGUGAAAGAGAAAGCCACUAACAACGCCGCGGCGCUCUACUCUGAGAUCAUGAUGUAUGUGCUGCUGGUGUGCCUGACCCUGUGGCUGCUGGUAGAAAUGGUCUACUGCUACAGGAAGAUCUCCAAAUCUGAUGAGCAGGCGGAGGACCCAGCGACAAACUACCUAGCCGUUCCCUCUGAGCAGAAAGACAAUGCGGCCGCUCCUGUUACCGAAUAA
Molecule: messenger RNA, 1242 nt
Organism: Pleuronectes platessa (European plaice)
Lineage: Eukaryota; Metazoa; Chordata; Actinopteri; Pleuronectiformes; Pleuronectidae
Gene: scn3b
Product: sodium channel, voltage-gated, type III, beta
Exons: 5
Coding region: 589-1242 (217 amino acids)
Biological process (GO): sodium ion transport; regulation of heart rate by cardiac conduction; ventricular cardiac muscle cell action potential
Cellular component (GO): voltage-gated sodium channel complex
Molecular function (GO): sodium channel regulator activity
Source: RefSeq, a predicted model, not a curated record